AUGAAAUUUUCGAGUUUCAUUCAUCAGUUAAAAGCAGACAAACACUUGGGCAAGGAUAUUCGGAAAAGGUUUGAAAAUCCUGCUAUACUGAUACUUGGUAAUUGGCCGCCCAAACAAAAUAAAUACCAUGAACUCAUCAAAGGCAUCGGAACGCGUAGAAUGCUAGCAAAGGAAGGAUUUGAGGUAUACUUGAUUGACAAGUUCAAGACUUCCAGUCUGUGGCCUGCUUGUCAAAACGGUGAGAUUAAAUCAUUUAAGUUGGCUUUUAUUAAGAUUGCUGAGCAGCUCCAAAGCAGAGCAAUGCUACUUUUGAGGAAGUAUUGCUGUGGAAAUAUACAUUUUCAUUAUAUUUCUCAUAAUGUUACUAUAAUACUCCAAUUACCUGACGGUAUAUCCGACUUUGUAAAUAGAAAACAGUAG
Messenger RNA from Phycomyces blakesleeanus NRRL 1555(-), 420 nucleotides. RefSeq lists its product as hypothetical. Bases 1 to 420 code for a protein of 139 amino acids. The record is from RefSeq and is a predicted model, not a curated record. The transcript is spliced from 3 exons. Lineage: Eukaryota; Fungi; Mucoromycota; Mucoromycetes; Mucorales; Phycomycetaceae.